Cuculus canorus (common cuckoo) is the source of this 9582-nucleotide messenger RNA. It is a transcript of the gene NOS2, whose product is annotated as nitric oxide synthase 2. The record is from RefSeq and is a predicted model, not a curated record. Lineage: Eukaryota; Metazoa; Chordata; Aves; Cuculiformes; Cuculidae. Gene Ontology annotation, molecular function: heme binding; NADP binding; FMN binding. Bases 5447 to 8902 code for a protein of 1151 amino acids. Gene Ontology annotation, biological process: nitric oxide biosynthetic process. The transcript has 27 exons.
UUACAACUACAGACAGGAAGGGAUGGGUUUACUGGCACAGCGCUGUAAAUUUAACGCUCUCCUGAACUUUCAUUUUCAUCCUCAGAUGAUCAUGAAAUUUUCCACUGUGCCCUGACAUCACUUGACAAGCAGCCUUGCACUGCCUACCUCAGGAGAUUGCAAUUGGUACAUUGCACUUCUCAUCCUAAACUGCUGGUUUUAAUAUGCCUUAAGUCUGCAGAAACUGAGAAGAGUCCAGCCAGUAGAUCCGGGAUCCUACUUGUCUUAAAGUGCUACAACCCAAUUCCUUUUGUUUUGCUUUUGAUAGUAAAUUAUUACACCAUUUGAUAAAGAACAUUUCAAAAUAGGGAAGAAGCCAGUGAAGAAGAUGCUGCAGUUGAUGGAAAAUACAUUAAAAUUCUUAAAGGUGGGGUAAGCAGGCAAAAGGCUAAAGCAAAGAAGCAGUUUUGCCAUAUUGCAGAGUUUGAGGGAGUAUUAAGACCUAGCAAAUUUUCUUUGGGAAAUGAAAAUCCAAACUGGUGUAAAAGAUGAUUAAUACUAGUCAAUAUGAUGAGAUAUCUGGAAAUGCCUUUUAAAUGGUAGUUAUUAGUGUUAUCAAUUGUAUAUUUCCUUGACAGGAACUACCAGAAACUUCCAAUAGAAACAGUGAGUCUAUGGAGGUUCCAGAGUAUGAAGGCAGGAAGAACUGCUGAGGAGCUCUUUUGUUUCAUUGUAUAAUCUUCAUUUUAAGACAUACAGCGUCUGGGGGUUGGCUUCCACAGACCAGCUUUUUUUGAUAAGGGUGGCGUGUCAUAAGCAAACAGUGUCCUUAGACUUAUUUUUGCAUUUCUUUCACCUUCUAAAUGAAAUAUAGCAGAUUGAUAGAUUUGUAGUCUUACAUUUUUCUAGGAGUUACCAGUUUCAUUUCUCAUGUAUCCGUUAGACAUUUGAAGAAGUAAGGAGUAAGAAAGUGGAAAUUCCAGUAAUUCUCCAAGUAUGACAUACAUACGCAGUUGUCACUGUUUCUGUUUUCAUCCCUUAGUACAGAACAUUUUCACCAUUCUCCAAUCAGAAGAGCUCUGAAAAUAGGACCAACAGAAUUAGGUUACUUAUAACAUUUAGAAAGUUCUGAGCAUACAACUCCUGGAUUCCUCACAGGCUUGCUCUGCCAUUUCUGGUACGCUUGGUAUUUAGUGUAGGGAUUUGGCAACUAUAGUGUAUAUUUUUUGCAGGUGACAUUUUGGGAUGAAAAGUGCAAAGCUAGCAGCAAACCAAGACUCGCAGAUACUAUCCCAGUGUGUUCUGGCACCCAGUUUAUGACACAAACCCUCAGCAUUGUCAUUAUUUAGGUAUUUAUUUACCUCUGAGUUAAAAAAGUACAGAGAGGCUUUUGUGUGGCUCAGUGCCGCAUUGUACAAGGCACUGGAUGCAGCACACACAAAAGGACAAUACUUGUCUUGAAAAAUAACAUUUUAAGUAUGUAACACACACAAAAGUGUUGCCAGGAAUAUUAUGUCUCUUCUACAGUUAAGUGAUAGCAAGCUGGAACAUAUGAAUGAAGUCUCUCAACUGGUAGAGAAAAUGGCACUUCAGAUAGUGAAUGAAUGUUCUUGUUGGACCAAAUGAGUUAAGCUGUUUGUACCAUAAAACAGUCAUGUGUGAAAGAAGUAUGGAGCGUUUCACUAAAAAGCAUGAGUCCAUUUCCACAGUUCUAAAUGGUCUUUGGUGAUCUGACUCUAUUUUAACUGAUCAUAGAAUCAUUGGAUUGGAAAAGGCCUGUAAGAUCACAAAAUCCAAAGUCAGCCUAACACCACCAGUCUACUAAAACAUGUUCCAAAGUGCCACGUCUGCAUAUUUGUUGAACACCUUCAGGAAUGGAGACUCCACCACUUCCCUUAUCUUAAUCUCUGGUCUCGUCUGAAGUUGCUAGUCAGCUUUUUUGCUGUGAGUCCUGCUACCUAACACCAACUUGUCAUUGUUUUCUGGGGGUUCAAAGAUAGGUUAGAUACAGCUGCUCUUGUUCAUGGGGCAGAGAGAUGGACCAGGUGCCAUGGAGGUCCUUUCUAAUCCUUUUUUAAAGGUUAUCUGUUACUGGUACUUUACGGACCCAAUUUCCUGUUUGGCCAGUGAUGUUAAUCCAACAGGGUAAAGCAGGAAGCAGAGUAAGUUUCCUCAGGAAAAGAGAAUGCAUAAAGAACAGAGCCUUUGGUUUGUAAAUGCAGAUGGAGUACCUCAUCCUUAUCACAGGAGGAGUGUGUGAAGUCUUAACAAAUCUGCUAACAUUCCAUGUCUUUCUAGGAGCCAGCAGUGCUGUAUUUUGAAUUUGUGAUGUCAUAUGAAACAAUUCAGUAAGAUCCUCAUGGAGACGUCUCAGAUUAGUUAGGAAAAGGGAGUUAGAAAAAAAUCACUGGUAGUUUAUGAAGAGCUGGGACAAUUGAACAUCAUCUCUUUACGGUUACAUGAACUUAGGAAAAUCGACCCCUGUUAGCACCAGCUUUACCUCAGUAUCAUACUGCUUUGAAGACUCAGAUUCCUCUUCUCAGAGGAGCGACCUUACAAACAGAGCUUGUUUUUUAAACGGUUUUGAGAAUAUAACUUCUUGAGCUAAUGCAGAAUAUUGCAGUCAGAUAAAGAAUGUGACUUGAUUUGAAUGAAAUUGCAGAAAGCUUAUUAUUGAGGCUACGGGCCAUCACAUUUUCAGAAACAAAAUGUAACUCAAAAUGACAGCAUAGUCAGAAUGCCAUUGAAUAGGUUAAGCAUUCUGCUCUGAAAGGGCACCUCUUUCAUCAAAGUUAAUGCAAGACAAGCAACUAGUUUGUGCAUUCUGAUAUGGCAGAGGCAGAAGUGGCUGUGCAAAAGUAGGAAUCAUGUGCGAAAUUGGUUUUCUGAUGGAGCAGCUUUCCAAGCAGUGUAGAUUAUUUGUAGACGAGUGCACAGUGAGCUUGUUUAGUUAAUCUCUGACUCCACCUAAGGAAUGAACGGAGCUGUCUUGUUAUACAGACGGAGUUUUAUUAUCAAUUUCAGUGAGUAAAAGAGCAGGUCCUGUUUGAAAAACUGGAGUGAUUAAGCAGUUCUCUGAAUGACUGUGCCUCAGCCAAUACUUUAAACACUUCUCAUGAGGAAAUAUGAUGCUUCUCCUCUUCUGGUCAUUCCAAAUCUGAUUUUUCAUAUCUACUCCCUAUGUAGCCUUGCCUUGAUUUCAGCGAUCUCCAGGCAUGGGGAAAUAAGAAGGCUGAAUAAUAAAAGCAUAGAAACCAUUGGACAUAAUUGAAUUAACCUAAAUUUCUACUAAGAUGUUCUCUUUUACGGUGCUAGGCAUUAAGGUUCUUCAAUCUCUGUAGAAAAAAAUAGGUCAUAUUUAAUAAUAAAGUGAAAGAUGCAAAUAGAAUUUUUAAACCCUGACAAAACAGCAAAUGUGGAGAAGAUUGUGAUGUUGUUCUUUGAACUCUGACAUCUAUGUUAAGUUCAGGCCCUUUCAGUUUGACCCUUGAGAUACCUAACACUGUAGUUACACUCAAGUAAUUUCAGCUGUCUGUAUGGUUUGGGAAGUGCUGUUGUGGAUCAGAAGCAGGGCAGAAAUACAUAGCAUGGCAUUGGGUCACAGCUCACAUGUAAUUUCUGCCUGCUAAUUGAAUGUCUGGAAUAUUUGAAAGAGAGGGAUGCCAAGUGAUAAUUCCAGUGGGAGGAAGGGCAUCAUGGAAAAUAAAUAUAUAUAUCUGAGCAUGAAGACUCAUGAGUGGUGAAUGCAAACAGUGUGGGCUUGGUACAGUCAAGUAGGUGAGUGCUAAAACCACCAAAAGCUCAGGUCUGUUUCUCAAGAGAUUCAUCUGCAGCAACCCUGGAUGGGAUGUGUGCAGGUGUGUUCAUACAUGAACAUGUGUACACACCUCUGGGAGUGCUUUAUCCAAGGACUUAAUGUUCAUUUAUAAAUAAAUAAACAAACUGGACACAGAAUGAAGAAAAUGCCUUGCUACCCAAGUUGGUCCAGUAAAACUGUGACAGAUAGAAAGACAAUGUGUGUUUCCUUGUUUGUCUUGCAGCUUUGUCCUUAUUUCUGUAGCUCUUUGAUCAGCACCUUUAAAUCUUUCUCGUUAUCAUUGCAAUGAUUCUGACCUUGUAAUAGUCAGCAGAUUUAGGAAUUCUCUUCAGUUUGAAAACAGUUCUAAACCGGUCACUGAAUGAAUCAGUCGGGCCAAAAUCCUUGAGUGCCCUGCAUACCGCAGCAUUUCUGAGUCUGCAAUUGCCUGGCGCACUUUGUGCCACCCACCGCCCUUGGCUCCAGGUUUGCCUGUGGCUUUCACACUGCAGGGAGCAACAUGGUUUUAUGAUAUGUAUAUAUCUGAAUGUUGUUUAAAACUGAAAAUCAGCUCAAUAAUCUCAUCUUCAUCAUCUAGUUGUCUUGGUGUUCCCGCAUACGAGGUGGUGUAAAUAGUUUAUACGUCAGGGAGCUGCAGUUUCCUUCCAGUUUUUCUAGUGAGUUGGAAAAGCACAAAGGGGCAAACCUGUCAGGCAGCGCCAGAUGGGAUAGGGAGCUCUGGAGGGGAAGAAACUCUACAAGAAGUCUGCUGAGAAAGAUCCUUUGAAAUUUGAUCAAAAAUAAGGAAAUUAUUUAUUUAUGCUACACUUGAAAUACCUGUCCCUAGUUAUAAUCCCCUGCUUAAAUGCUGUACUGGUCCAUAUCCUGAAGCUCUGUGGUUCUGUAAAAUUUCUUCUGAAGUUGCUUUGUGUCCUUCCACAGCUGCUGGUUUGAUGUACAGGAGAAUGGCCAGCAGCGAUAAAACCUCUAAGAGUUGUUUUUUUGUUUGUUUUAGCAUUACUUGCAUGGUUGCAAAAACCACUCAGUGUGAUGCACUGUGCCUGUUGCCGGGCACAUGUGGAAACCAAGGUUGCAGCAGCUUGCGUGGGAAGGAGGGGAUGCUGGUACCUUCAGGAACUUGGGUGCUCUCCCCUCUUGCGGUCCUUGUCAUUAUGUAAUGCUGCAGCAGCACAUCAUUGCACGCCCUCUGCUUCAGAAAGAACUGCUGGAGGUGUUGGGAUUCCCCUUUUGUCCACUGUCCAUACGUCGCCUUGCUCUGCUGUUUUGCAUACACGAUCCUGGAGUAUAAAAUGCUUUUGCCUCAUGGGAGGGAUACAGAGCAGAAGAGAUUAAAAGGAAGAGACUUUGACAGGGAAGAGCAGCUCCUGGCAGGUCUGGGAAACACUCUUCUAAACAGGGUAAGGCAGUGCUGUCCCUGAGUGCUCGCUCUGCUGUUCAUGUACUGCAGCUCGCAAGUGAAGUAGUUUCAUGGCAAACUUUUUUUUCCGUAUUAGGAGCAAAGUGCUGGAGUUGGUUUCCUGCUUUAUUCCCAAGCUGUCCUACUGCUCUGAAAACUUGAUCCCUGUUUCGGCUGAUCUAAAGAAGUGUUCCCACGUCACAUAAAACAAGAUUUCAGUGCUCUGAACUAAAAUAAUAAAUAAAGCAUACAAAAUGUUGUGCCCGUGGCAGUUUGUAUUCAAACCUCGUGCUGCAAAGAACCAGCCCUCUGAAGAGAAGGACAUCAAUAAUAACGUGGCGAAAAAUAAGAAGGUUGAUGGCUUAGAAAAUGAAGCCAAUUUACAUGAUCUGAACAAGAAGCAGAUUGAGAUGCCACCUAUCAUAACCUCAGCAAAGAACCCUCACCCAAAAGGUGUCAAAGAUUCAAACCAAAUAUCAAGAUAUCCAAGACAUGUAAAAGUAAGAAACUUGGAAAGUGGAUCCAGCUUUCUCGACACGCUACACCUGGGAGCAAAAGAGGUUAUCAACUGCCGGACUAAAGCCUGCCAAGGAGCACUCAUGACCCCAAAGGGCCUGGUGAGAGGUACUAGAGAUGGGCCAGUUCCACCAGCAGAGCUUUUACCUCAGGCAAUAGACUUUAUCAAGCAGUACUACAAUUCUUUUAAAGAGCCAAAAAUAGAAGAACACCUGAACCGACUGGAAACAGUGACGAAGGAGAUAGAAACAACAGGAACCUACCAUCUGACAAAGGAUGAACUGAUCUUUGCUGCCAAACAGGCCUGGCGGAAUGCACCUAGAUGUAUUGGGAGAAUCCAGUGGUCUAAUCUACAGGUAUUUGAUGCCCGUGAUUGUAAAACAGCGAAGGAAAUGUUUGAACAUGUCUGUCGUCAUAUUCAGUAUGCCACAAACAAUGGAAAUAUAAGAUCAGCCAUCACCAUCUUCCCUCAGAGAACGGAUGGGAAACACGAUUUCCGUAUUUGGAACAGCCAGCUCAUCCGAUAUGCGGGAUAUCAAAUGCCAGAUGGGUCUGUUGUAGGAGACCCUGCCAGUGUGGAGUUCACACAGUUGUGCAUUGAGCUUGGGUGGAAGCCGAAAUAUGGCCGCUUUGAUGUAGUUCCACUUGUUCUCCAAGCAAACGGCCAGGACCCAGAAAUGUUUGAAUACCCGCCAGAAAUUAUCCUCGAAGUGCCAAUGGAACAUCCAAAGUAUGAAUGGUUUAAGGAGUUGGAUCUGAAGUGGUAUGCGCUGCCUGCUGUGGCUAACAUGCUUCUUGAGGUGGGAGGCCUGGAAUUUACCGGGUGUCCUUUCAAUGGCUGGUACAUGGGGACAGAGAUAGGUGUGCGAGACUUCUGUGAUGUACAGCGAUACAACAUCCUGAAGGAGGUAGGAAGAAGAAUGGGACUGGAAACAAACAAACUUUCAUCGUUAUGGAAAGACCGAGCUGUUGUAGAGAUAAACGUGGCUGUGCUUUAUAGCUUCCAAAAACAGAACGUGACUAUCAUGGAUCACCACUCAGCUGCUGAGUCCUUCAUGAAAUACAUGCAGAACGAGUAUCGUGUGCGAGGAGGCUGCCCGGCUGACUGGGUGUGGAUUGUACCUCCUAUGUCAGGGAGCAUCACUCCAGUGUUCCACCAGGAGAUGUUGAACUACGUCCUCACUCCUUUCUAUUACUACCAGGUGGAUGCAUGGAAAACACAUAUCUGGCAUGAUGAGAUGCGGAGGCCAAAGAAAAAAGAAAUAAAGUUUAGCAUCUUGGCAAAGGCUGCACUCUUUGCAUCUUCACUCAUGCGACUAACAAUGGCAACCAGGUCCAAAGUUACUGUAAUAUAUGCAACAGAGACUGGGAAAUCGGAAACGCUAGCCAACAAUCUGUGCAGCUUGUUCAACUGUGCCUUCAACACUAAGAUUCUGUGCAUGGAUGAAUACAACAUCUCUGACCUGGAAAAAGAAACACUCCUUUUAGUGGUUACUAGCACUUUCGGAAAUGGAGAUUCUCCAAAUAACGGAAAGACCUUGAAGAACUCCUUGCUCACCUUGAAACUGUUGAGAAAAAAAAUUAGAUAUGCUGUGUUUGGUUUGGGGUCCAGCAUGUAUCCAGAGUUCUGUGCCUUUGCUCAUACCAUUGACCAAAAACUGGCCCAACUAGGGGCUUCUCGGCUCACUCCGGUGGGUGAAGGAGAUGAACUCAAUGGGCAAGAAGAAGCCUUCCGCACAUGGGCAGUCAGUGCCUUCAAGACUGCCUGUGAUAUUUUUAACAUCUGCGGGAAAAACAGUAUUCAGUUGCCUGGGAUUUAUACCUCUGAGGAAAGCUGGGAUCCUAAGAAUUACCGGAUAGUGCACGACACUCAAACCAUGGACUUGCCUAAAGCACUUGCAAAACUUCAUGCUAAGGAUAUCAUUCCCUUGAAGCUGAAGUUCAGACAGAACCUGCAAAGUUUAAAAUCAAGUCGUGUUACCAUUCUACUUAAGCUUUCCUGUGAGACUAAUCAGGAAGUGCACUACCUGCCUGGAGAACACAUCGGGAUUUUCCCAGGCAACCAGCCAGAACUAGUCUAUGGCCUCAUUGCGCGUGUCAAGGAUGCUCCUCCAGCUGAUCAGACUAUCAGACUUGAAACCUGCGCUGAUGGUGGCUAUUGGACAAGUGACAAAAAGAUUCCAGCCUGCACACUCCCUGAGGCUUUGACAUACUUGCUUGAUAUCACUACCCCACCCUCCCAACAGCUGCUGAAAAAACUUUCCCAGCUGGUAACAAUGGAAGGAGACAAACAGAGACUGGAAGUUUUAUGUCAGAGCACAGAAGAAUACAAUAAAUGGAAGUUCUACAACAGCCCGAAUAUCCUGGAGGUCCUGGAGGAGUUUCCUUCUGCUGAGGUCUCAACAGUGUUCUUACUGACUCAGCUGCCACUUCUGAAACCCAGGUACUAUUCUGUCAGCUCCUCCUGUGACAUGACACCCAAAGAGAUCCAUCUGACAGUUGCCGUUGUAAACUACAGGACAAGAGAUGGACAAGGGCCUUUACACUGUGGAGUUUGCAGCACAUGGCUGAAUACAAUAGCUCUCAAUGGAACAGUUCCAUGCUUUAUACGCAGAGCUAAUGAAUUCCACCUCCCAAAGGACUCAACCAAGCCAUGCAUUCUGAUUGGCCCAGGAACGGGAAUUGCUCCCUUUAGGAGUUUCUGGCUGCAGCGUCUCUAUGACUUGGAAAAAAAAGGGAUCAAAGGUGGUGACAUGACGUUAUUGUUUGGCUGCCGGCAGCCAGACAUGGAUCACAUCUACAAAGAAGAAACUGAGGAAAUGAAGAGGAAGGGGGUCCUGAAAGAUGUCUAUACAGCUUACUCCAGGCAACCUGGCCAAGCUAAAGUCUACGUUCAAGACAUUCUUCAAAGCAAGUUGGAGUUCAAAGUGUGCAGCCUCUUGCAUAGGGAGGAAGGACACCUGUAUGUCUGUGGAGACGUACGCAUGGCCAAGGAUGUUGCUCAGACAUUGAAAGGAAUACUAGCAAAAAACCUCAAACUCAGUGAGCAGCAGGCGGAGGAGUAUUUCUUCCAGCUAAAGAGCCAAAAGCGAUACCAUGAGGAUAUAUUUGGGGCUGUAUUCCCACAUGAAGUCAAAAACGGUAUACGAACUUUGCAGCCUACCAGUCCAAGAACAAAUCAACUCAUGUUUUAGACAAAGCUUGCACUUUUGUUGUAUUGAAAUACUGGGGGCUCUUUCUUAUACAUGUUAAAUCAGACACGUGUCUGAUUGUAGGAUUUGACUUUUAAACCUCGGCCUUAAUUAAGAAAAAUAUUAAAUUUAACUUGUGCUAUUUAUUCUGAGACUUCUUAUAAUAGAUUAUCUUAAUAGCAAAUAUGCAAAUUAUUUUUUUAAUGCUGUCUAUGCUAGUAUAAAUCUGCUAUUUUUUUGUAAAUACAGGGAAGAUGUAGAGGAGUUUUUUACUGUGUAAGCUAGAACUGAAAUCUUGUUUGAAAUGUAUUGUUUAUCUUUGUGAAUUUAUUUAUAUCAGACUGUUUUACUGUGCCUAUUAACUUCACUUUAAAGCAAGUAAAUGGAUGAUUGUGUCACUUGGAAACGUCUAGUCACACGCCUUGUUGAAUCUGAGGCAAUAUUUCCAAAUGGGAUAACAAUAUAAUAGCCCAUAAGUGGAAAUUCCUGCUGCAUGCACUUUAAAUGUGUAUCCGUGGGGAGGUAGUAGGUUUGAACUCUGCUUUGUGUGAAUCAGGUACUUGAACCUGAGUUGUUGUUACAGAGCUUGUGGCAGUAAGGUUCAGAAAAUUCAAAAGCACUUUGUACAUUUGAAUGCUGUGCUCUGAUUUACUUGAUUUGUUUGUAAUAAAGGAUGCCUUUAU